CAUAGUAUCCUGGACUAGUACUGGAAGAUCAUGUUAAAGCCCUGUAGGUACUUUGGCUUUGAUGAGAUUAUUAUUCAGAGCACUACAUUUUAAAAUGAUAUGGUAAUUCUAAAAUCAACAAAACUUUUGGUUGUGUUUGAAUAACAGAGUAGUAGGUUCUGUCUGAUUUAUGAAGUAUUUUAUUUCCAAGGUAUAUCAGCUGUAUAUGUGUGUGCCAUCUAGCAGUCUUGCACAAACAAGUACAAAACGUUCAAACAAAAACACUCUUCCUCUAUAACCUUAAAGGUUCUUUGAUAUACAGAAGUUAAAAAAAAAAAAAGACUUCUUUGAUUAAAUUAUGACCCAACAGGACUACGCCUUGUUCAACCACACAGUUAAAGUCCUGGUCCCAAAAUUAAGUGCAAAGGAGUAUGACCUAAAGCAGUGCUCUCCACAGCCAAAACACAAACCACUACACAUAAGUUCUCCAACAGCAGCUGUGGAGUUGGUUAAUUGGAAUGGUCUUGAUGCCGAAAAAGCCUCUACCAGCAUUGCAGUCCAAGAGUACAAGCUAUAACAGUGGGCAUGACACAUAAUGACUCUAUAACACUUUGAAAUGGGGCUUCCUUAUAGGCUUCAGUAGUAUUAGUAAUACUGCACUAAAGUAGUUCAGCCAAAAAUGAAACUUCAAGCAGGAUCUCAAGAAAAUUAUGUCACUGUAGCAACAUUUUUGCAAAAUGAUAUUACGUGGCUCCUUACACGUAUCGUGGCAGUUCCGAGGUGAAGUGUCCACUGAGCUGCGCUAAAAGCGAGUAACAUUUUCUCUCAAACAAAUGAGGUUUUUAAUGUUAAUACUCUAUCGGGUUUUAAAUCAACAAAACCUACCUCCCUACCUUAAACCUAACCAACAGUGUCAUAAAAAGCAAAUGUGACAUGGAACGCAAUUGCUGUAGCAACCGCAACAUUUUGUGGUGCUUCUCUGACACUUUUGGCUCACGUCAACUCACAUGUUCUUCCGGACUCGAACCCUGGUCUUUUGCAUCACAAGUGCAAUGCUCUAUUAGUGGAGCUACUGUGCAAUUUGAUCACAAGUGAUCAUGCUUUUAAAUGUAGUUGGUUAUGUAAUGCAAAAGUUAUGUUUUGCCUUACAUUUCAUGCACUAUAGUAAAAGUAUUUAGAUGUCAUAAGGCUUAAGUGUUUCUGAACAGAUAAACUGCUCUUUUACUCAUGAUUUCAGUGAAAGGGAAUAAAAUACAUGUUUUAGCAUCUCCAAUUUUAAUUUCACCAGGAAACUGCUGUGAUACGUACAAGAUGAGUAAACGAUGGCAGAAUUCUCAAUUUUAGGUGAACUAAAGUAUCCCCUUAAGACUUGGUGUUGUAAAUACAUAGGACAAUCUUAAAGAGAUCUAUAGGCCCAUCUAAAAUAUAGAUAGUAUCCUGGAAUAGUACUGGAAGAUCACGCUAAAACCCUGUAGGUACUCUGGCUUUGAUGAGAUUACUAUUCAGAGCACUAGAUUUUAAAAUGAUCUGGUAAUUCUAAAAUAAACAAAACUUUUGAUUGUGUUUGAAUAACAGAGUAUUAGGUUCUGUUUGAUUUAUGAAGUAUUUCAUUUCCAAGGUAUAUCAGCUGUAUAUGUGUGCGCCAUCUAGCAGUCUUGCACAAACCUAGAAUCUCUUUGUAUAAAACGUUCAAACACAAACACAUCUUUAUCUUUACAAAGAUCAUAGAGGUUCUAAAAUUUUGAUGUGAAUUGCAGACUCUUCCUCUGUGACCUUAAAGGUUAUUUGAUAUCCAAAGAAGUAAAAAAAGACCUCCUUGAUUAAAUUAUGACCCAAACCCUUGACCUACAUAAGAGGCUAUGGAUCAAUUAUAAUGAUCAACAGUGACUUUAACCUGACCAAACUAUGGUCAGUCAGUCUCUUUUGAAUCAGUUGAGGAAGUCCAGAGCAUUGUUCCACCUUGUUCUGCACAGUGGUUAACCUUUCUUUACAAACAACUAAUAAAAUCUUUUUGAAACAAGGGCACCAGUAGACAUUUUCAAUGUUUACAUAGCAUGCAACAGUUCCCGAAGGACAAUUUAACUGGUGAUAUCGAAAACGUUUUGCCAACAAUGGCAAUAAAUGAUCAUUUUGUUCUUGAAUUACCAUGUAUAGUUUAUUCCUACAGAAAAACCCACCCUCUUGAGACCUAGCAAGCUUUUUUUUACUUCAUUAUACUGUUUAGUGCAGGGUUUUUUUUUUUUUUUGAGAAAAAAUAUAUUAUUGGGUAGUUGAUGCAUAAAUUCACGAGGUUAUUUGUUAUUUUAUUUUUUUACUCAAAAUCAAGACUGCAGUGUGGGAAAUUAACAAUUUUUAUAAGUACAAAUAUUGCCCUUGUAGUCUCAAUUAAUAUGAAAACACAUCUAAUAAUAAAUAAAACCACAUACAUAAGAAUCAUAAUUAGCUAAAUGCUUUUUAAAUUGCGAGGAAUAGGGCAUGCACUGUAAAUGUUAUAAAAUUAUUUGUCAGCUAUGCUGUUAUAACAUUUCAAACUUGUUAAAUCAUACAUUAAUGUGAUCAUAUUGGCCACAUCCCCAAACAUUUGGCAUCACAGGCAAGCCCAGGAUGGUUUCCCUUGAAAUACACCAGGACUUAAAACAGUGGCAUUUAUGGUCCAAGACAUAUAUAUAUAUAUAUAAAAAAAAAAAAAAAAAAAAAAAAAACAUAUGUUCACUAGAGUGAAUAAAACUGAAUUACUUAAUCUUGAGAGCUUUAUCCUCGGAAAGUGAAGUCUCCAGCCCUCCACCUUGUGGUUGGAUGCAGUGCUAUCCAAGCAUCGCCUCAAAUUAGGCUGAAAGGUAAACAGAGGACAGACAGCUCACACACCACGUUUCGCCUAUAAAUAGACUAUAUUAUUUAUAGAAUUGAACAAGAAAGUAACUAAAAUAAGCUCACUGAAACAGCUUCACAAAUAAAACUAUAGCACGGCUCAUUACUUAUGAUAAGUAAUCAAUGUGUGACACGCAGCAGCCGGGAAAGGCAAAGGCCUUUACUGGUGGGUUUUCAUUGGACCACUUAUAAAGAGAAGGGGGAAACAUUCCCCUGAUUGAACAAUAAAUGAUCAUUAAUUUCUUUCACAAUGGACUUGUAUAAGUGAUUCAGAAGAAUACAAUGCAUGGUCAUUAUACAGAAUUAAAUGCUGAAGAUAAACAAAGUCUUAGAAAAAUGUGUUCAAGUUUGUGCUAUUACUGGAAAAUGUAUUAUUUAUAGUUACAUGUUUAUAUUAUUGUUGAUUAUUUUUCAUAAUGACCAGAUGAACCUGAAAAAAAAAAAUCCAUACAUAAAAAAAUCCUCAAUACAUGGCCAAGGGUGUAACUAAAUAUUCAAUAUUGGCAGGGUGACCAUAUGUUAAUGUUUAAAGGGAUAGUUGACUUAAAAAAAAAAAAAAAAGAAAAAAGAGAGAGAGAGAGAGUGAUGUAAAUCUCAGUCACCAUUUACUUGUAUUGCAUCUUCUUUCCGUAAAAUGAAAGUGAAUGGUGACUGAGGCUAACGUUCUGCUUAACACCGUCUUUUGUGUCCGACGUAUACAAGAAAGUAAUACAGGUUUAGAACAACAUAAAGGUGAGCACAUGAUGACAGAUUUUUCAUUUUUGAGUGAACUAUCCCUUUAAUGCAUUGUAACUAUCAAUCAGUCAGUCAACAAAACACGUAAACAUGAAGUUACUCCAACAUAAUAAGCAAAUUUUUGAAGCUUUAUACAGCAUGUUAUACAAUGGGGUAAAAAAAAAAAAACCUGUAUGAAGAUAUAUUUAUAACGAUGUGUUUGGCUUUAAAUUCAUUAUUAUCAACAUGUAAAUGACACAUAUACCAUGUGAACUCAAUGAUAUGUUUGUUGUAAAAGGUAAAGUACGAUAUAAGCACGUACCAAACUGCAAAAACCUACGUCAAAUCGUGAAUUGCCCGUUUAUUUUCUUGUAAAUAAUUGAAAACUAGAAAGAUUUCUCAUAUUUUAAUCUCACCUGAGUUUCUCUCUUUCACUUGCUCUCCAGCCUGAGCAACAUAGCUUUAUCUGCGCGUCAAACUCAUCCUCUCACCGGAUUGGUCGGUUUCAAUGAGUGGGCGUGUCUAACCGGUACGUGUUAUUUAAAUGGCUUUGAAGCCUAGUGGAAAACAGCACACGAGUUUACCGCACGCUACAUACAAAGAGAAACGUGGAGAUUUCUGUUCUAAUCUUUGACUAUAUCAAGACCAUACGCGGAGAGAACAUCAAUGAGAAAAAUAUUGUGGAUAGUAAAACAAUUCGUGGGAUAUACAUAUGAGAACCGUUUCUUCAUUUACAAAUGACUUGAACAUUUGAUUGAUGAAACCACCAGAGCAGAUGAAAAGGAAGUGACCACCCCAUCUCUGGGCCUUCAGACCUUUUUGUCAAUCAAAAGGUCCAACUGGAGCAACGAGACGCCACCUGCGUCUGGCUCUGAACAACCCCACCAUUUCCUGCUUGUGUUGGUUCCCGUGAGUGUUUCAAAACUGUUUCUCCAACGCUUUUUCCAGAAACUCAGACUGUUUUCCAAAGCAGAAACAGCACAGACCUCCCAGACUGAGGUGAUGGGAAGUGUGCGGGCCAACCGCUACAGCAUUGUGUCAUCAGAGGAGGACGGCAUGAAGUUGGCCACUGCUGCGGUGCCAAAUGGGUACGGUAACGGGAAGAGCAAGGUGCACACCCGUCACCAGACCCAGAGCAGGUUCGUCAAGAAAGAUGGACACUGCAAUGUGCAAUUCAUCAACGUCAGCGAGAAAAGCCAGCGCUACCUGGCUGACAUCUUCACCACGUGCGUGGACAUUCGCUGGAGAUGGAUGUUUGUCAUCUUCUGCUUGGCCUUCCUGCUGUCGUGGCUAUUUUUUGGAUGUAUCUUCUGGCUGGUCGCCAUAUUCCAUGGAGAUCUGGAAAAUGGAAGUCCGAAGUGCGUUUCGAACGUAGGAACUUUCACGGCUGCGUUUCUCUUCUCCAUCGAAACGCAAACCACUAUCGGCUAUGGCUAUCGCUAUGUUACAGACGAGUGUCCCAUCGCUGUGUUCAUGGUGGUUUUUCAGAGCAUUGUAGGCUGCAUCAUUGAUGCCUUCAUCAUCGGUGCUGUUAUGGCAAAGAUGGCAAAGCCCAAGAAGAGGAAUGAGACGUUGGUCUUCAGCCACAACGCUACAGUGGCCAUGAGGGACAAUAAGCUAUGCCUGAUGUGGAGGGUGGGCAACUUGCGCAAGAGUCACCUAGUAGAGGCCCACGUUCGGGCUCAACUCCUUCGAUCUCGCACCACAGCUGAGGGCGAGUUCAUCCCUCUAGACCAAAUGGACAUUGAUGUGGGCUUUGACAGUGGCAUUGAUCGCAUCUUUCUGGUGUCACCCAUCACUAUUGUCCAUGAGAUCGAUGAGGACAGUCCUUUCUAUGACAUGAGUAAGCAAGAAAUGGAAAACUCUGACUUUGAAAUUGUAGUGAUUUUGGAGGGUAUGGUGGAGGCCACGGCCAUGACCACCCAGUGCCGUAGCUCCUACAUGGCCAGUGAGAUCCUGUGGGGUCACCGCUUUGAGCCUGUCCUCUUUGAGGAGAAAAACUAUUACAAAGUAGACUACUCUCGCUUUCACAAAACCUAUGAAGUGCCCAGCACCCCCCUGUGCAGUGCAAGGGACCUUGCUGAGAAAAAAUAUAUCCUGUCCACCUCAAAUUCUUUUUGCUAUGAGAAUGAGGUGGCAUUUUCAAACAAAGAGGACAAAGAGGAAGGGAACGGGGAUAGCCUGGGGCCUGUAGGAAUGAACACAGACACUUGCUCAGACUCUGAACACAGCCAGGCCACCAUUCCCUUAGAACCGCGGCCUCUGAGGCGAGAAUCCGAAAUAUGACUGUGCAAAAGUCAUGGAAAGGUUUAACAGACACCUCAUCAAACAGGCACUUUGAGCUGAACUGAGCCCUUCGGCAAUGCAGACUCAAGCUAACGGUACAGUUGCAAGGUGGAAUCGACCGAAAAAAACUGUACAAGAGUGUUCUUAAGAAUAUGCAUGGUUAAAUAAAACAGCAUAGAGGCACUGCACAGCUAAUGAAGAAUGCACAUCAAGGGGAAGAGAGGGUUAUCCAAUUAGGCUACCUUUUAGACCAUUGCUUCUAAACGACAUGAAGCAGAAAGGAUGUAACUCAUAGGCAAAACUUGAAAAUGAGCAGGCAUGUGUCCCUGUGCAUUUGUCCGAAUGCGAUGCCAGAAUGAAUUCGAGCUUAGACACAUAUUUUAAAAAAUGUUAAGCCAUUCACGUAUUCUGCUACAAAAGCUGAUUUGAUGUCUGCAUUGAAAAUGUACAUGUACCCAGUUCUGUCCAUUUCAGUUGGGCAGUUUUAAUAGUAGCAAACAGGAAAAAUACACAAAUGCUUAAUAUUUACAAUAUGAAAAUCUGCAAAAUAGAAAAAAAAAAAAAACAUUAGAAUUUAAAAGCAAUAACUCGCCACCUUCUGCACAGAAGGACUACAAAUUAGAAAUGCACAGUGUUAGUCAAUGUCUUAAGUAUCAUGAAAAGGACAUAAAAGUCCUGUUUCUACUGUGUAGUAAAUUAUUCCAUCAUCCUCUUUAUUCCUUUUCUCUUUGAGUCUGCUUGACUUAGUCUGUGUCUGCAGUUUGCUUCAGGUUAUCUGAAGGCAUGUUUUAUGAAUCUGGGGAGAAAUGCACAGGAACAUGCCCGUUUAUUGCGGUAGAUCGGACAGGGUCUUUAGAUCAGUAUCAGAGUGAGACAUCACAGUCAUCGUGUCCGCAGGGGCAAAAAGAGUUAACGUGUUAAUGAAUGUCUUUUUACAAGUGCUGCUAAGUUGCAUAUUAUAUAGAGUUUUAAAUGAAAACCACAGAGUAUUCAAAAUUAUUUUUCAUAAAGAAUGGACGUGGGACAAUUGACAAGUCAAAACAUGGAGUAAAAUAUAUAGAUAUAUAUAUUUGUAAGUGAAAAUAAUUUUGUUUGCUUAUGCACAUGUAUGGUUUAUUUUACCAGAUAUUUUUUUUAUUCAAAGCCAAAUGUGUAGGACAAAGACAGAAUAACAAAGCCCACUGAAAAUAAGACGGCUACAGGUUAGCCUACCUUAUUUUCAAACCACUGAACCCUUGUUUUCUUCCCAUAUUUUCAGUGUUACUGUAGUUUAGUGCUACAUAAGUGUUUGGGUUGGAAAAUGUUGCUAGGAAACCUUUAAAUUUAAGGUUAUGUUUGCAUGGAUUACAUACUGUAUAUUUUCAUUUUCAAACUGUGUGUGUAUAAUGGUCAAAUGGUUUGGGUUUAUAGACAUUUUGUUUUAUUUAAAAGAAGGACAGAAAGCAGUCCACUCUCCCUUCAGACUCUAAACCUCUCUAAUUAUUCAUUAUUUCCCAAUCAAAUCUAACCUCUUGUCUUGCCUGGCAAACUGCAAUACAACCCAAAUGACUCAUUUGGCAGGUGUACCAAGGACUAGGUAAUUAGACUGAGAUCGUGGUACUGUGAUCCAGUGACAAUCAGAACACAGAAUCUGAGCUCAGCACCGCACUUGCACACAAAAUGUGCACUUGAGAUUCCACAUCACACUUGAUUGAGAUGUCAAACCUCUCUUUUCACCUCUCUUUUUUUUUUUUAAAUACCUGAAGUAAUGCAAAACGGCCAUUAGAGCACAUUCUCCAGAAAGCUCUAUAAAAGGAGACAAUACAUUUAGUUUUUGUUUUUUGAAUACUGCACACUAUACGACUGUGUUAAGCAUAAAAAAAAUAAAAUUAAAUAAAAAAAAAAAAAAAGAGUAUAAAUUGCUUUUAAUAUUGUUUCAUCUAUAGCUUUUUUUUUUUUUUUUUUUUUUUUUUUUUUUUGGCAUGUGGUUUUUCAAGAGACACUUGAUGAACAGCCAAAUAUUCAGUAAGCCUGUUGUGUACUGGGCAACUAUUGGCUAAUGGGGAGGAAUUGCUCUUUAUAAUGACUAACGGUCUAGGCAGCAUUUCAUUCUCUUUGUUGUAAAUAUCUCCAUACUUUAUGCAGUUGUUUUGUAUCAGUCUUCCCUAUUGUACUGAAGAAAAACAAAACAAUGGAAUGUACAGAUUUUUAUAUUAUGAUUAAUAUUAUUGUUGUUCAUAUUAUAAUAAUAAUAAUUAUUAUUAUUAUUAUUAUUGUAAUUAUAAUUGCACAUGCUAUUUUAUUUCAUUUUUUCAAUAAAACAAGAUU
This is a messenger RNA of Myxocyprinus asiaticus (Chinese sucker), 8154 nucleotides long. RefSeq names its product inward rectifier potassium channel 2-like. Gene Ontology annotation, biological process: potassium ion import across plasma membrane; regulation of monoatomic ion transmembrane transport. Gene Ontology annotation, cellular component: plasma membrane. Gene Ontology annotation, molecular function: inward rectifier potassium channel activity. NCBI's taxonomy places the organism in Eukaryota, Metazoa, Chordata, Actinopteri, Cypriniformes, Catostomidae. The coding region runs from base 4564 to 5847 and encodes 427 amino acids. The record is from RefSeq and is a predicted model, not a curated record. The transcript is spliced from 2 exons.